GUAUGUUCAGAUGACAGACGGCACACUGCAAGCCGUAAAUACACUUAGUGAAUGAAACUGUGAAGACGAGCUGUUUGAUAAAACUGUGACUGUUAUUUAUCACUUUUUCAAAUAUAUAUAUAUUUAUUCUAGUGAAAUAAGUAUCUUGCCUACAAAUCUUUGCAAUAAAUUAUGCAUCUUACCUUUUUUUAUUGACAAGAAGUGUGAUAACCAACAAAAAGUGGAACCUGGAGAAGAAAUUGCAGCAACAGGUGAUCAGAGCAGGUGACUUUGCCAACGGGAUGUGGUACCCAUAAAGAAGCUUUACCCUGAGAAUCUGCAUUGUCUCAGAGAUAUGAACUAUUACUAUGGGCAUAACUUCUCUGAACCAUAUUAUCCCAACAUGUCUGUUUCUGGCUACCCCUACUAUUGGAGAUCAGCAAACACUGGAGGAACAGAUGACGGUCACUUUUUACCUCCCAUUCAUCUACACAAUUACACUAGUCGACCUUAUACCCUGGUUAAAGAAGAUUGGGACAUGUACUCUGAAGGAGGCAGGGCUGUAGAGUACCAUCACUUCUAUGGAAUCAACCCCUUGUCCUUAAUGAAUCUUUACUGGUACUAUCAACAGGCUUACUUGUACCCUCAGAAUUACUCCAUGUACCGUAAAAUGACUCCUGAGCCCCCAAAUAAUGGUGCAUGGCCAGAGGGUUUUACCAUGAAAGGAGAACUUCGCUGGGGAAAAUUGGAAAGAAUUUAUGGGCCCCGUAGAGAAGUGCCAGAAUUUGUGAAGGAUGACCUGCGGAGGGUGUAUGGGACCUAUCCAAAGACCGAUGUUUCCAUCACCUACCAAGGAGGGGAGUUUCUGGUCAAGGGAGAUCCUAGAGUCGGAGAACAAGAGUACAAGGUAGAGAAGAAAGUCAUUCGGCAGGCAGCCUCUCCAGAGGGGGACAGCGUGAGUGAAAUUGUGGAGAAAAGAAAGAAGAAGAAAAACAAGCGUUAGUGUGGUGUGAAGGAUAAGAAGCCAGGAGGGUACCCAGCUGCAUUUCUGGAUGCUUCCAUUUGAAUCAUUCAAAAAGCGUGCCUAUUCUAAAACUGUCAACUGGAAGAACGAAAGAAUAGGAAGACUACAAAAAGAAAAGAAGUGCUACACAAAUUCCUCAUGUGCCAAAUAAAUUGGCAGCACAUUUUCAUUGAUUCAUUCAUUUUUUUCAAGACUUGUGUUGUAUUGCCAUGACUAUGAACACUUGACAGCAUUAUAAUCUGAACCCCGGACAAGUACAGUAUGACAUCAUUUAGAAUAGUUGUUUUUAUAUUGUUCAGCUGAACAUUGUGGCCUGCAGGGGGCGCUCCUUCUGCCCAAACCCGACACAGACAGACACAGGACACUCAUUCAAGCACACGCUUUUAAUUUUUUU
This is a messenger RNA of Erpetoichthys calabaricus (reedfish), 1397 nucleotides long. RefSeq lists its product as uncharacterized. The transcript has 2 exons. The record is from RefSeq and is a predicted model, not a curated record. Lineage: Eukaryota; Metazoa; Chordata; Cladistia; Polypteriformes; Polypteridae. Bases 335 to 982 code for a protein of 215 amino acids.